This is a messenger RNA of Helicoverpa zea (corn earworm), 2065 nucleotides long. It is a transcript of the gene YL-1, whose product is annotated as vacuolar protein sorting-associated protein 72 homolog. Gene Ontology annotation, cellular component: nucleus. The record is from RefSeq and is a predicted model, not a curated record. The transcript has 9 exons. Gene Ontology annotation, molecular function: ATP-dependent H2AZ histone chaperone activity. The coding region runs from base 276 to 1550 and encodes 424 amino acids. Gene Ontology annotation, biological process: regulation of DNA-templated transcription; chromatin remodeling. Lineage: Eukaryota; Metazoa; Arthropoda; Insecta; Lepidoptera; Noctuidae.
GACUAGACUAAAAAUCGGAAUGAUCAAAACUAAAAAUGGACCGGUCUAGUCCAUUUUCUACUAAUACUUUACAGUUUUAUAUUACUGGCAGCACGUAAGUAAUCUGUCAUGUGAUGAAUGACAUGACAACUGACAGUGACACCUGACAUUUUGUCAGUUUCGGUUUUGUUGUUUUGUGUAUUGUAUGCAUAUUGUAUGCGACAUAAUAGCUAUUCUCAACUAUCAGAAUAUUCCAGUAAUUUCUGAAACAAAUCUUCGUAUAUUGCAGUAUUAAAAUGGACAAGAGAGAACGUCGUUCUAAUGCGGGGAACCUUCUCGCCAAAGUUCUAGACGAGGAGGAAGAUGAUGAGUUCUAUGCGACAACUUACGGAGGCUUUCAAGAAACUGAAGAAGAUAAUGAUUACAUGCUAGAGAAAGAAGUAGAUGAUGAAGUGGAUUCAGACUUUAGUAUUGAUGAAAAUGAUGAACCUAAAUCUGACGAAGAGACGGAGGAGAAACGGACUAGGAAAUCAGGCACUAAAGUCUAUCAGGAUCCAAAUAAAAAGAAAAAAGGUGGUUCAGCACCAGGACCAUCAUUGGGUGAUAAAGUAAAAAAGGUAAAUGAAAGAAAAGCAAAGGAACCAAAAGAAAUUAAGCCUAAAGUAGAGAAGACUGAGAAAGCUGAGCGAAUAGCAUUGGAUGCGUCUGUUGAACGUAAAUCAAUUCGGCAAAGUACUGCGGUCAAGUCAGCGGAAACACAGCAAAGAAUCAAGAUAAGAUCAGAAUUAAAAAAGAAAAAAGUCAAGAAAGUUGAAGACCGCAUGCCAACACAGGAAGAAUUGUUGGCAGAAGCACUUAUUACUGAACAAGAGAAUCUUAAAAGUUUAAAGCAAUUUGAACAAAUCGAAUUGGAGAGGAAAAAGAUAAGGCCCACAAAGAAAACUAUAACUGGACCUAUUAUUAGAUAUCAUACCUUUGCGGUUCCCUGCCUGAUAGAAGAAUUGCCUCAGGAAGAUGAAAAGUCCAACUCAUUAGAUGAACUCAAUCUGAGUGAUCUUAUUAAAACUGAAGAAGCUUUACUUACACCAGGCGACAUAGAAAUGACAGAUGUGAAGACCGAAACGGUUGACCAACCUGAUGGAAAAAUUGAACCAGGAACUAAAAUGAAUGUGGACUUCAUCGGACCUGAUGAAGAGGUUAAUAUAGAAAAUGUGCCUAAAGAAGAGAAACCGGCUAAGAAGAAUAAAAAGGAUAACAUUAAGUACUAUGAGCGGACACUAUUGACGUUUGAAAAUGACAUCAACGACGAGGCAUUUAGGUCUUGUUUCCCUGAACCAAGGCCCAGGAAACAUAGACAAAUGCUGUGUGCUGUUACUAAACAACCAGCUCGCUACAUAGAUCCUGUAACGAAGUUACCAUACAGUAGCGUAGACGCAUUCCGUAUUAUUCGCGAAGCCUAUUACCAACAGUUAGAGGCUCGAGGUGAUAGGAACGACCCGGAAAUAGCCGCCUGGCUGGAGUGGCGACGGGCUGAUCAAGCGUCUACAUACGUUCAGAUACAUAUUAAAUAAUUCGUUGUAAGUUUCUCAAUCUGGUAGUAAUUGUAUGGUAGAUUUUGAGCCUGGCUUCAAUGGCGAUGGGCUGAUCAAGCUUCUACAUACGUUUAGAUACAUAUUAAGUAAUUAGUUGUAAGUUUAUCUGUAUAGUAGUAAUUAUAUAUAUUCUUUAUUGCACACUUAACAAUACAUAAUAAAAUAAUAAAGACAGUUUAUGUACAAUGGCGAGCUUAACCCAGAAUUGGGUUCUCUUACAGCCAACCUUAAAGCCAUGGAGAGAUUUGAUAGUGGUAGGGUAGAUUAAUUGUAUACAAUUGUUUUGCAUCAAAACAGCUAAAUAAUUUUGUUUUCAACCAACUGCUUAAAACCUGAGAACUUUUUUUUGUAUUUUUUUCUGAUUUCUCAAUCUUCAAUAUUUUUUUUUUUGUGUAAAUAUAUCUCACAGUUAGCUUCAGUUGAUAUAAAUUUAAGUCUCAAAUCCACACCUUUUUGUAUAGUUAACAAAUAAAUAAAAUGUCUUUUUUCUAAAA